UUAUUAUUAUUAUUAUUAUUAUUAAUAAUAAUAAUAAUAACAAUAAUACAAAUAAUUAAAAAACACAAAUUGUUCCCAUGCAUUAAAAAUAUUAUGUAACCAGGCCUAGAUAGGAUUAGGUGAACACAUCCACAUGGGCGUGCAUGCAAAUCUAUUUUCCAAUUUGAGUGUUUGGAGUUCUUCUGCAUUCGAACCACCCGCCCCUCUACUUAGUCAUCUCCUCUAAUGCGUAGCCUACCCUAUCGUAACUAAAUUAGCCGGCAGUAACAUAUUAAUGGCGGUAGCAGCGAGGCGCAGCACUUUUCAAAAUCUGUAUUCCCGCCGCGGCCGCUGUUGUCCGCUGCUGUGUCAAAAACAAUCUUUCGGCUCAUUUAUGUGGACAUCGCAGGGACGAGAGGGACGAGAUCGGAUGAGAACCUAGAAAAAAACAAAAACAAGGAGGAGAGGGAGGGGAGGGACGUGAUUUCUCUCAUCCUUUUGCAUCUCGCCGUGUAUCUCCGUGUCAUAUCUGAAUAUAGUGACAACUAAGGCUUUGAAAACUAGAAACAACCUUAAUAGCCGUUCAGGUGGCUUCGAAGUCUGUCUGGUCAGGUCCGAGAGGAAAUUGUCUGAUCCAUAAUCAAAGGCAAAAUAUCAAAUGAGUUAUUUUAAUAGACUAAGAAUUCCUAAUGGCACCACAUUUUUGUAUUGAACUCUGUUAUUGUUUCUCUCUGUGUGGGCCUAUAUCAUUGGAAAAUCACUGCAAAAUUCAAAACACAUUCAACAAUAGGCUACAGAAAGAGUCAAAGUCACAAUAACCCAUUUCACUGUGACAUCAGUUUAAUAUGAAGGAGAAAUAAUUGAUCAAGCAGUAGGUAUAUCCUGUUAGGAAUGGCCCUAUAGUGCUAUGCGUUGUGACGUCACAUUUAGCUCAAUUAUUUUUUCAGGCCGAAAUAAACCUAAAACCGAAUUUGACGAUCGUGUGAAGUGAGUAUUCUGCGAUAAACGGCGGAACAAAGAAAAAACGCUAUCCGAAAAAUCAAAAAUCAGAUGCACAGUUGAAAUACAAGAAAUUAAUGCACCCGAACAACGCAAAUCGCGUCAGUUUGAUUCAAAUGGUUCCGUCAUUGUGCUGCACCGGACACAAAGGGCAGACACGCGGACAGACGUUGCUCAAGGUGUAUCAUCCCACGUCUUCCCACGCACCACAGCAAGGGCGGCGCCGACACAAUGCGGCCAUGACCGGCAGCGGUGUGGUCCUCCCCGUGAACAGGCCACCAAGAAAUACGGCGAUUAUUAAAACGUGGAUAAAUAAGCAAAAGAUAGGCUACAUGAAUAAAUACGAGGAAAAGCAGAACGGUCACUUCAUUUUUGCGCGUUUUAUCACCCAACAGCAGAUUCGUCUUAGUAAAAAGGGCAAAACUAUAGCCUAUACAAAGAAAUAUGAUCGAAAAAUGUUUAAUGCGGAUGGUAGCCUACUAUAAGGUCAUACUGAGGUCGACCCAAAACGAUGGAAAAUACCUUCGCUCUAAAAAUGAUUCAAAUCCACCAAUUUGCCUGGCGGUACAAGAGUUUUCAUGGAGAGAGGGUCCAACUGAAUGGCCACGAUACAACAAACCAUGCAUCCCACGCGUUUUAGUGGAGCUCAAAUACAAAUGCUCAUUGGAGGACUACAACCACUAAUUCAAGUCUUUAUUUUAUUCCAGUAAUAUAUACAUUUUUGGACCAUGUGCUAUAAAUCUACAACCGUUAAGGAGGCAAAUAUUAAAACAAACAAAUAAAUAUGGUUUAUUUAACGGCCUAAACUGGUUAAAAUGUUAUAUUAUUAUUAUUAUAAUAAAUGUUUUUAUAAUUAUUUUAUUGUUAAUGGUAUUGUUAUUGUUAUUUUCAUUAUUAGGCCUAUAUAAGCUUAAUAAUCUGAGUUUUUGUAUAAGCAGAAGUGCAUUCUCAGGCUAAAUGUGGCCAGUAUUUCCAGGGUCUUCUCGCGUGGGGAUGAUUAGCCGUUCAGAAAUAAAUCAAUAAGAAACCUAGCGCUAAUUUAGAAUCGUCUACACAAUCGUGAUUCAGAGAGCAUGAAAAAUUACCGGUUGAAACCAUAUCCAGAGCCCGCGAGCGGUGUUUAUUUUCCCUUUUUUUGUUACCGAGCCGGGGAGCUGCAUGCAAGAGCCCGAUAAGAACCCAGUCGAAAAUGUUUCCACACGGAGGGAGACUGGCUCGGGCUUUUCUCUCUUUUCUCUUUCAUUACGAGCAGGGUGAUUUUUGCAUCGGUGUAAUUGAACUUCCCUCUUUCUUUUUGAUUGAUCUGUCGUUGUUCGAUUUCCAAAUGUAGGCCUACAUCUUUCUCAUUUAAAAAAAAACACAACAAUAACAAGGACACUAGAAAUAUUCCUCAGACUUCGUCACUGUGGAGCAGUGGGACUCCUCGUGUCUAUACGCGUGGGCAGACAACGCAAAUAGACUCGUAAAGAGAGGACUCGACCGCAUUACAGAGGCAAUUGUGUUGAGAUAAGGUUAUUUUCUUGAACUUAUUCCAGCUACUGAAUGUCAAACAAACCAACCAAUUCGUCAAUCGAGGAUACUGGAUGAUUUAAACAAUAAACGGAUGUCAAAUACAGCUUCUUAAUAAAUACAUAUAGGCCUACGCAAUUCAGACCGACCAACCAUAGGCUAUUGCACUCAUGCCAUUAUACAUGCGAAACUGUUAUGAUACAUAUAGGCUACUUCACAUAUGUGCACUUUUACAAACACGACGGGAUGCAUUGAUAAUGAUAAUUGGAUUGCUUCCUGAAAUAGUCUUAUUACGAGUUUCCAUUUUAAGUUACACGUUUCUUUAUGAGAUUAACUUAAACUCCUGAAAUAAAAGUGUUUCUUCAUGAAUCUUGUCCCUCUCCCCUGUGUGCGGGAUGCUUGGCUUUAAGCACACAAUAUAGGCCUCUAACACGCUCCAUCUGGCUCAGUGGAGGUCGCUCUGCUAACUCCUCUUGCAGCACACAGCCGGACUCCCUAUUGGCAGAACAGAAACAGAAACCCUUUUGCGCUAACCCGGUGGUAGUCCUGUCAGUCCAACCCGGUUCACCAGCAGUUCACCGUGUCAAUCUGCCAGAACAGACCGAGAGAACCACCUAUAUACACUCACGGCUGACCAUUUCAUGGGGAGAAGCAGAGAGCGAGAAGAGGAUAGACAGGAAAGCAGGCGAAUUGGAGGGGAGAGGGUUGCGGACAGACGGUGGCAUCAGUUUGGACGAGGAGCUUUGUGGAAGCCGUUUUCUUCACUCAAAACAACACAAAAUAAAAAGUCUCUCGGUCAGAUUCCAAGGGGCCGUUGGAGAGAGACAGUCACGUGACACCCGGUGCCAAAUGGUCUUCCGGCAGCGCCUCUCAACAAGGACCGGAGAAACAGAAGAAGCCGCCCCUUCUCUUGGAAAUGCAGAAAACCACGUAUUACGACAACUCCUCAACGCUUUUCGGUGGCUACUCGUCGUACCAGGUCCAGGGGGCGGCGGCGGCGGCGGCGGCGGCGGCGGCGGUCAACGGCUUCGGCGGCUACGAUGCUGUCCCCGUGUCCCACCACCAGCCCAGCUUCCAGUCGGCCAGCCACCUGGACGUGGACUCGUAUCAGCGCUCGGCGUGCUCCCUGCAGUCCCUGGGCGGCGGCGGGGGGGGGAGUAGCGGCGGCGGCGGCGGCGGCGGCGGCGGCGGCGGCGGCGGCGGCGGCGGCGGUGGCGGGGGUCUCCAACAGCAACACUUGGCCAAGAGCAAGGAGCUGAACGGCAGCUGCAUGCGGCCCAGCCUGCCCCCCGAGCACCACCCGGGCGCCCAGGCGUCCCCCCCGCUGCCCCCCAGCGCCAGCAACGCCCAGCCGCCCGGUGGGGGGGUCGGCAGUUCGGUGACGGCGUCGUCGGUCGGUAAGCCGGCCAAUCCCGGCAAGCCGUCCAACGCGUCGGACUCGCCGUCGGCGGCGGCCUCCUCCCUGCCCCCCAAUCCCACCAUGACCAAGCAGAUCUUCCCCUGGAUGAAGGAGUCGCGGCAGAACACCAAGCAGAAGAACGGCUCCCCCAGCUCAAACUCGGCCAACGCGCUAGGAGGAGGAGGAGGCGAGAGCGGCAGUGGCGGGGAAAAGAGCCCCCCCGGCAGCUCCUCGGCCGCUUCCAAGCGGGCGCGCACCGCCUACACCAGCGCCCAGCUGGUGGAGCUGGAGAAGGAGUUCCACUUCAACCGCUACCUGUGCCGGCCCCGGCGAGUGGAGAUGGCCAACCUGCUCAACCUGUCUGAGAGGCAGAUCAAGAUCUGGUUCCAAAACCGACGCAUGAAAUACAAGAAGGACCAGAAGUCUAAAGGUUUGGGCUCCAGCUCCGGGGGGCCCUCGCCGACCGGCUCCCCGCCCCUGACCAUGCAGUCCACUGCUGGCUUCCUAAACUCCAUGCACUCCAUGGGGGGCGGGGGCUACGACGCCCCUUCGCCGCCCUCUUUCGGCAAGCCCCACCAGAGUGUGUCCUACUCCAUGUCCACUGCCUACCCCAACGUCUCCAUGAAGAGCUGCCCUUCACAGCAGAAGUACGGCGCUCCGGCCCCGGACUAUGCGGACCCUCACGGCCACCAUGGCCUACUGCAGGCCAACAGUGCUGGAUAUGGGACCCCCAACAACAUGCAGGCCAGCCCUGUGUAUGUGGCAGGGGGCAGCUACGUGGAGCCCAUGUCCGGAGGCGGGCCUACCAUGUACGGGCUAAACCACCUGGGCCCCACGCCCCCUCACCACCAAUCCAUGGACUACAGUGGUGCGACCGCCAUGUCGACCGGCAACCAGCAUCACGGGGGUGGAGUAGGAGGGCCCCCGGGCCCUUGUGACCCCCCCCCACACUCAACUUACACAGAGCUGUCGGCACACCACACCUCGACUCAGGGCAGAAUCCAGGAAGCACCCAAGCUCACUCACCUGUAGCAGGUUUGAAAA
This is a messenger RNA of Gadus chalcogrammus (walleye pollock), 4930 nucleotides long. RefSeq names its product homeobox B3a (gene hoxb3a). Lineage: Eukaryota; Metazoa; Chordata; Actinopteri; Gadiformes; Gadidae. Gene Ontology annotation, biological process: regulation of transcription by RNA polymerase II. Gene Ontology annotation, molecular function: DNA-binding transcription factor activity, RNA polymerase II-specific; RNA polymerase II cis-regulatory region sequence-specific DNA binding. The transcript has 4 exons. Bases 3404 to 4918 code for a protein of 504 amino acids. The record is from RefSeq and is a predicted model, not a curated record. Gene Ontology annotation, cellular component: nucleus.